Spea bombifrons (plains spadefoot toad) is the source of this 2757-nucleotide messenger RNA. RefSeq names its product asteroid homolog 1 (gene ASTE1). NCBI's taxonomy places the organism in Eukaryota, Metazoa, Chordata, Amphibia, Anura, Pelobatidae. The record is from RefSeq and is a predicted model, not a curated record. The transcript is spliced from 6 exons. Bases 192 to 2198 code for a protein of 668 amino acids.
UUCCGUUUAGACACUUGGUCCUGCAGCAUCCGGAUUACGGAUUGUCAGUGCUUGCUUGUUUACUUUUUGCUGCCUUCCUACAAUGAUGGUGUCUUUAAUGUUGGCUACUGUUUAGAUGACUGUUGAUGUGAGAUUGAUUAUCAGAUCUAAUCAGAAGUGUUCUGUCUGAUACUUUGACACUGAUCCAAAGCAUGGGAAUCCAAGGGUUAAUGAGCUAUGUGGGAUCCAAUCACUGUUUCUUGAACGAUUUGCGGCUGAGAAACACAAAAAUAAUCAUAGAUGGCAACAACCUUUACCACAAAUUGUAUUUAGAUUCAGGCUUGGAACAAGUACACGGCGGGAGUUAUGAUACAUUCGCAGAACUCGUACAUAAAUUCUUUGAAAGUCUGACGCUGUGUAACAUCCAUGCUUACGUCGUCUUAGAUGGUGGAUGUGACAUCUCCGAUAAAAAGCUUGCGACCCAAAAGCAACGUGCCAGGGACAAAAUCAAAAUGGCUCAGAGUCUUUCUAUAGGAGAGGGGGGCAGUUUACUUCCUCUCAUGGUGAGAGAUGUAUUUUUGCAGGUCUUGAAAAAGUUGCAAAUACCCUUUGUUCAAUGCUUUGCUGAAGCUGACCAGGAAAUCGUAGAGUUGGCCAAUGUGUGGAAUUGCCCCAUUCUGACUUUCGACAGUGACUUCUGCAUCUUUGACAUUAAAGCUGGAUACUGUCCCCUCAGUUAUUUUCAGUGGAAAAAUAUUGUCACAUCAAAGGAUAACAAAGAAUGUUAUGUUCCAGCAAGAUGUUUCUCGGCCCGGCAGUUUUGCAGCUACUUUAACAACAUGAACAUUUCCUUACUCCCAUUUUUUGCCGUACUUACUGGGAAUGACUACAUCAAUCUCCCUGCUUUAGAGACCUUUUUUAGCAGAGUUACUUUGCCUAUAGGCUCUUCGUUCCAUGGUGGGAGAAAACACAUGCGAAUCCAUGGUCUAUUAAACUGGUUGUCUACUUUUGCAACAGUAGAAGAGGCCAUGGAGAAUGUAGUGAAAUACCUCCGUGCGCAGGAUAGGCAUAGUGUCCGAGAGCUUCUUUGUUCUGCCAUGGAAGAAUACAACUUAUCUGGUGUCUCCAACCUUGAGUACUUUUUUCGGGACAGUUCUUACAUCUCUUUAACAGCAGUCCAACUAAAUUUGCCAGAUUGGGUGCGAAGUGCCUUAGCAAGAGGUCAAAUAGCACCUCUGCUUAGUGAUGCCCUGGUACUGAAGAGGACAUUUCUUCAUGUCCAAGUUGAGGAUGUAAAGAGGCCUUCUGCUCACUUGAUAUCACAGCCAAUCCGCCAAGUUCUUUAUGGACUGCUUUUGAACAUGUACCAUGAUUCCCAACACAAAAAUCAAACUGACCGUACCAACAAAAUGUUUGUGGUUGAAUUUGAUCGUCUGGAAACGUCUCUUCGAAAAAAUAAUGUUGAAGCAAUUAUUAGUUCAAGUAACUUUAGUGAAGAUCUUUCUCUGCAGAGCCUACCAGAGCUCUCUUUAGGAACACGUGUGAAACUGCUCUUAGACACGUUAGGAGUGAGGUUAAACUUUCUGGAAUCUGUGCCUCCAGCCCAUCGUCUCACAGUUGCUGUGACCUGUUUCUGGGUGAGAAAUGCUAACCCAAAAGUGAGGCUGCAUCACUUGAGAGCACUUGUGAUGGGAAUCAUCUGUGGGGAAGCAGGCAAAAUGCUGAAUACACCAGAGUUGGUUGAAGAAGGGAUUGGAUUGGUGUAUGAGCAAGUGAGAAAGCUCAAGCAAGAACAUGUGUAUGGAAGAAAGCCCAAUAAAGACGAUCUGCACAUAUUCUGUCAGUGGCAGUGCUGCUUCCAGAGUGGCCUUUACUUCAAUCAGCUUCUGAAUUCACCUCUGCAAGAACCGGAUGUAACCAGGAUAUACAAUGGACCUCUUGUUCAUCAGUUGACUCAGAAACUAAAGUCAUCAUCUUCUACAGAAGACCUCUUUAAGCCAUCCCUCAUACUGGAAACGUUGUAUCAAGACUUCAUACAAGCUGUGAUAUCUUCCUUACCACCGGACUGUUUCCAGAGUAGAACCAAGUCUGCAUCUUCUAAAUCUAAAAAUGCAAAAAGACAAGCACAGAACACGAAGCAAAACUCCACCACGCGUGGUCAGUCCAUGCAUGAUGCUUGCAACAGGUUUGCAAGCCUGUUUCUAGAAGAGGAACCUUAGUACACUUUGCUGGAAAAGAAUCAGUCACUAUAUCUUGUAUAUAGACUGUAUAUAGAGGUAGGACUCAAGCUGUUAUAAAACCUCAUAGAUUUCUGCAAGCUUUUUGAGGAUCAUGGGAGCUGUAGCUCUUUAGCAAUCAAAAAUAUCUCAACACGCAGCGGGCCUCCCGCCUUUUUAUAAGUAAGAGGUGCUGAUGCAGAAAAAGGAAGCAGGAACAUGUUUAGCUACCAUGUCGACAGUACCCAAACCUACACAUAUAUUAAAAAUAGUAAGAUAAAAUCAUAACACAUUAUAUUGGCGGUUUUUAAACUGAUUUUUUUUUUUUAAAAUGAUUAAUAUCAAAUAUAUACCUUGGUAAAACCUACUUAUUAUGAAAGCAGUGUUCUCUGUUAAUGAUGGCUCAGAAAAAAAUAGGAACUUUGAAAAAUGAAUUGGAGCUUUAACUUGAGAUCAUUUUAGCAUAUUUUUUUUACAUUGUACACUGUAAUUCUGCACAGAUGAAAAUAUUAAGAUGUAUCUUCACAGAUUUUAAUAUCAAUAAAUGUAUUUAUCACAUUUA